This is a messenger RNA of Trematomus bernacchii (emerald rockcod), 10668 nucleotides long. RefSeq names its product neurobeachin a (gene nbeaa). Bases 1 to 9078 code for a protein of 3025 amino acids. Lineage: Eukaryota; Metazoa; Chordata; Actinopteri; Perciformes; Nototheniidae. The transcript is spliced from 61 exons. Gene Ontology annotation, biological process: intracellular protein localization. The record is from RefSeq and is a predicted model, not a curated record. Gene Ontology annotation, cellular component: cytosol; membrane. Gene Ontology annotation, molecular function: protein kinase binding.
AUGUCGAGCGAGAAGCCGGUUUCAGUACCACCGGGCUCUGCUUCUUCGCUCACGGACACAGAUUCCCAUCCUCCGCCGGGCUCUUCCGUGCAGACGCCGCAGCAGCAGUUCGCCGCGGGCGCUGGCUCCGGCGCCACCGGGGAAAGGAUGGUGUCUUCAGCCGGCACUAUGGUCCUCCCGGCCGGGGUGAUCAACCCCGCUGUCCCGAUCAGGAAUAUCCAGAUGAAAUUCGCCGUGUUGGUGGGCCUGAUCCAGGUCGGGGAGGUUAGCAACAGGGACAUCGUGGAGACAGUGCUGAACCUGCUGGUGGGCGGGGAGUUUGACCUGGAGAUGAACUUCAUCAUCCAGGAGGCGGAGAGCAUCGGCUGCAUGGUGGAGCUGCUGUCCCACUGCGAGGUGACGUGCCAGGCGGAGAUCUGGAGCAUGUUCACCGCCAUCCUCCGCAAGAGCGUGCGCAACCUGCAGACCAGCACCGAGGUGGGCCUCAUCCAGCAGGUGCUGCUCAAGAUGAGCUCCGUGGACGACAUGAUCGCAGACCUCCUGGUGGACAUGCUGGGAGUCAUGGCCAGUUACAGCAUCACAGUGAAGGAGCUGAAGCUGCUCUUCAGCAUGCUGAGGGGAGACAAUGGCAUCUGGCCAAGACAUGCUAUCAAGCUCUUGUCAGUGUUGAACCAGAUGCCUCAGAGACACGGUCCUGAUACCUUCUUCAACUUUCCAGGACGCAGUGCAGCGGCCAUAGCUUUGCCGCCAAUAGCCAAAUGGCCUUACCAGAACGGAUUCACGAUCAACACUUGGUUCAGGCAGGAUCCACUCAACAACAUCAACGUGGAUAAAGACAAACCGUACCUCUAUUGUUUUCGCACCAGUAAAGGAAUAGGUUACUCUGCUCACUUUGUGGGAAACUGUCUCAUCGUGACGUCGUUGAAGUCAAAAGGAAAAGGCUUUCAGCACUGUGUGAAAUAUGAUUUCCAGCCUCGCAAGUGGUACAUGAUCAGCAUCGUUCACAUCUACAACCGCUGGAGGAACUCUGAGAUCCGUUGCUAUGUCAACGGUCAACUGGUCUCCUACGGCGAUAUGGCCUGGCACGUCAACACCAAUGAUAGUUACGACAAGUGUUUCCUGGGCUCUUCAGAGACAGCGGACGCUAACAGGGUGUUUUGUGGUCAGCUGGGAGCCAUUUACGUAUUCAGUGAAGCUCUCAACCCAGCUCAGAUCUUUGCCAUUCAUCAACUUGGCCCAGGAUACAAGAGCACCUUCAAGUUCAAGUCGGAGAGUGACAUCCACCUGGCCGAGCACCACAAGCAGGUGUUGUACGAUGGCAAGCUGGCCAACUCCAUCUCCUUCACCUACAACGCCAAGGCGACGGACGCGCAGCUCUGCCUGGAGUCGUCGCCGAGGGAAAACGCCUCCAUCUUCGUCCACUCACCGCACGCUCUCAUGCUACAGGAUGUGAAGGCCAUUGUUACCCACUCCAUCCACAGUGCCAUCCACUCUAUAGGAGGCAUCCAGGUGCUGUUCCCUCUCUUCGCUCAGCUGGACUACAAACAGCUCAAUGACUGCAGCGUGGACACCACAGUCUGUGCCACCCUGCUGGCCUUCCUGGUGGAGCUGUUGAAGAGCUCAGUGGCGAUGCAGGAGCAAAUGCUUGGUGGGAAAGGCUUCCUGGUGAUUGGGUACCUUCUUGAGAAGUCGUCACGGGUUCACAUCACCAGAGCGGUCCUUGAACAGUUCUUGUCCUUCGCCAAGUAUCUGGAUGGUUUACCUCAUGGAGCGCCUCUUCUCAAACAGCUCUGUGACCAUGUCCUCUUCAACGCUGCCAUCUGGAUACACACCCCUGCCAAGGUCCAGCUAUCCCUCUACACAUACCUGUCCUCUGAGUUCAUCGGCACCGCCACCAUCUACACCACCAUCCGCCGCGUGGGCACCGUCCUGCAGCUCAUGCACACUCUCAAGUACUACUACUGGGCCAUCAACCCGCUGGAGUGCAGUGGAAUCAACCCCAAAGGCCUUGACGGACCACGACCAUCCCAAAAGGAGAUCAUCUCGCUCAGAGCCUUCAUGCUCCUCUUCCUCAAACAACUCAUACUAAAGGACCGAGGCGUGAAGGAGGACGAGCUGCAGAGCAUACUCAACUACCUAUUGACCAUGCAUGAGGAUGAGAAUAUCCACGACGUGCUGCAGCUGUUGGUGGCUCUCAUGUCUGAACACCCAGCGUCCAUGAUCCCUGCAUUUGACCAGAGAAAUGGAAUAAGGGUGAUCUGCAAGCUCCUGGCCUCUAAGAGCGAGAGCAUCCGAGUCCAAGCACUCAAAGUCCUGGGCUACUUCCUCAAGCACCUCGGUCACAAGAGGAAGGUGGAGAUAAUGCACACGCACAGUCUGUUCACACUGCUGGGGGAGAGGCUGAUGAUGCACACCAACACCGUCUCUGUCACCACCUACAACACUCUGUAUGAGAUUCUGACGGAGCAGGUCUGUACUCAGGUUGUGCACAAACCCCACCCUGAGCCCGACUCCACUAUCAAAAUCCAGAAUCCCAUGAUUCUCAAGGUAGUGGCCACCCUGCUGAAGAACUCCUCUCCCAGUGGCGAGCUGAUGGAAGUCAGAAGACUCUUUCUCUCUGACAUGAUAAAACUCUUCAGUAACAGCCGUGAAAACAGGCGAUGCCUGCUGCAGUGCUCUGUGUGGCAGGACUGGAUGUUCUCCCUCGGGUACAUCAACCCCAAGAGCCCGGAAGAGCAGAAAAUUACCGAGAUGGUUUACAACAUCUUCAGGAUCCUGCUGUACCAUGCCAUUAAAUACGAAUGGGGAGGGUGGAGGGUCUGGGUUGAUACCCUAUCCAUCGCACACUCCAAGGUGACCUACGAAGCCCACAAAGAGUACCUAGCCAAGAUGUACGAAGAGUACCAGCGGCAGGAGGAGGAGAACAUGAAGAAGGGGAAGAAAGGCUGUGUGUCCACCAUCUCUGGGCUCUCCGCUACAGCCGCCCCUGUUGUCAACGGCAACCUGGAGAUUGAUGACAACUCCCAGACGCAGACACCUGAGAGCGAGGCUGAGUACAGCGAGGGGGCCGGCGCAGACUCUCGCAUCCUCCUGGCAGAAGGAGCUGUGAAGCGACCCAACGGAGAGGCCCUGACGCCCGGAGAGCAGGCUGCCGGGCCCGGGGUCCGGGUGGAGGUCCACGACCUGCUGGUAGACAUUAAAGCAGAGAAGGUGGAGGCCACAGAAGUGAAGCUGGACGACCUGGACUUGUCUCCAGAAGGCCUUAGUGGAGGUGUGGGUGGAGGAGGUGUGGUAGAGAACGGACCUCUAGUGGAGGUGGACUCCCUGCUGGACAGUGCUUACUGCGCUGUAGUUCAAAACCUGAAUGGGAGUCUGGCGCCUAAAGAUGACACGCCAGGCUCAGGGGUCGGGAUGGGGUCGAGUCUGGGGCUUUCGGGAGUAAGCCUGGAGGAUGAUGGGAACAUGGGUCCACUCAUCACACUGGCUGACGAGAAGGACAGCGUCCCGAGCAACAACGGAUUUCUCUUCAGCAAGGUUGACGAGAAGCUUCUUCCAGCUCUGGCAGCCACAGACCUUGUGCUGCCGAGUCCGGACCAGCCCACCACCAGCGCCAGUGAUGACCUCAGCCUGCUGGCCCACAUGACCACCUGUGGCUCAGACUUAACGCAGAGCCAGAGCCACACUUCUGGAGAUCUUCCAGAGGACGGGCCCUUCAAAAUCCAGAGCCCUCUUGCUGACAUCAGCUCUAUAGCUCAGGCUGAGAGCCAAGCUCUGAUCCAGGCAGCAUCAAGAGCAGAUUUCCCAGAGGGGGAGGGCCCAUCCGGGGCCGAGGGAGAGGCUGCUGGGCUUAAGGCUGGGGACUCAGCCAGCACCACCUCGGACACUGAGAGGUCAGAUGAUGGGAAGGACAAGGACACAAAGAAGAUACAAACUACAGCGACCACUCAGGCCCUCCAUGGUCGCACCGCAGCCCAGCUGGAGCGAGACCUCCGUGUGGACCUGGGCUUCAGGGGCAUGCCCAUGACGGAGGAGCAGCGCCGGCAGUUCAGCCCCGGCCCGCGCACAACCAUGUUCCGCAUCCCAGAAUUCAAGUGGUCUCCGAUGCACCAGAGGUUGCUCACUGACCUGCUGUUCGCCCUGGAGACUGAUGUGCAUGUGUGGAGGAGCCACUCCACCAAGUCGGUGAUGGAUUUUGUGAACAGCAAUGAGAACAUCAUCUUCGUCCACAACACGAUCCACCUCAUUUCUCAGAUGGUGGACAACAUUAUCAUUGCCUGCGGGGGCAUCCUGCCUCUCCUGUCUGCUGCCACCUCCCCUUCUAGUUCUAAGAAUAGUGCCAACCCUAAGGCAGAAGGAGCCGGACCCCAGAGGGGGUCAAAGGGAGAGGAGGUGACCCCUGUUCCUGGGGGAGGAGGCGCAGGGGGAGAGACGGAGUUGGAGAACAUCGAGGCGACUCAGGGCAUGUCUUCGGAGACGGCGGUCACCUUCCUGUCUCGACUCAUGGCCAUGGUAGACGUACUGGUGUUUGCCAGCUCUCUCAACUUCAGCGAGAUUGAAGCAGAGAAGAACAUGUCGUCAGGAGGGCUGAUGAGGCAAUGCCUCCGUCUGGUGUGCUGCGUGGCAGUGAGGAACUGUCUGGAGUGCCGGCAGAGACAGAGGGAUCGAAGCUGCAAAUCCUCCUUAGCCAGCAGCAAGUCGCAGGACAGCCUCCACAGUGCCUCCACCAACAGCAAGCAGGAUCCAGACAGACUGCUGCAGGAUGUAGACAUCAAUCGUCUUCGAGCUGUUGUUUUCAGAGAUGUGGAUGACAGUAAGCAGGCUCAGUUUCUGGCGCUGGCAGUGGUCUACUUCAUCUCCGUUCUCAUGGUGUCUAAGUACCGGGACAUUUUAGAACCCCAGCGGGAGAUUGGCAGGUCCACCAGCCUAUCAGGGAGAAGCAUCCGCCACGAGAUCAACUCCCCAACCAGUACAGAGCACCCAUCCACAGGCUUCUCUGACAAACAGACCCCCACCCCCGUGGACGACUCCCCCCGCGCUGGCCUCCCUCACACGGACUCAGGCAUCGGAGAGGAGGGCCAUGUGGCCGGGUCCCUGAACGGCUCGGAGAUGGGGCUCGGCCUGGGCCUGGUGGGGAGAGAGACGGACAGAGACAGAGACAGAGAAAGAGACAUGGGGGGAGGGGGCACCGACCUGCUGUGUAGCCUGUCUGACGUCAGGAGGUCACAGGAGAGCCUUCUGGACUCGCCCCACAACCCCAACGUCAGCCAAGCCCCGCCUUCGUCCAUCUCCAGCAUCAGCCAGACCAACAAAGGCAUCAAUGUCAAGGAGAUCCUGAAGAGCUUGGUGGCAGCUCCAGUCGAUGGCGGUGAUUUGGGACAGGACUCCGGGCCGACGCCCUAUCACCCCGACCCCGCCCUGAAAACACACCCCAUGUUGCCCAUGCAGUUCCACUCCUUCGACAGGAGUGUUAUGGUUCCAGUCAAGAAGCCACCACCCGGCAGCCUGUCAGUCAACACGGUGGGCACGCCCACCACCAGCGGAUCAGCCGCCGCCGGCAGCACCCCCAAUAUAUUUGCUGCUGCGACAGCAACCCCCAAGAGCAUGAUCAACACUACAGGUGCCACAGACUCUGCCUCCUCUUCCUCCUCCUCUUCUUCGUCAUUCGUCAACGGUGCGACGAGCAAGAAUCUGCCAGCUGUCCAGACAGUAGCACCCAUGCCAGAAGACAGCAUGGAGAAUAUGAGUGCCUAUUGUGAGGUGGCGCAGUGUGCGCUGCGCAGCGGUCAGACGCCCCCUGAGCUCAAGUCUUUUAGCUCUCUGGCAGGCUUCCAGGCUGCUCCCCGAGAUGCAGGACAGUGUUUUAGUAUCACCACCAAGUUGGAGCGCGCUCUGGAGAAAGUGGCGCCCCUGCUGAGGGAGAUUUUUGUGGACUUUGCGCCCUUUCUCUCCAGGACGCUGCUGGGUAGCCAUGGGCAGGAACUGCUCAUAGAAGGUCUGGUGUGCAUGAAGUCUAGCACGUCUGUGGUGGAGCUCGUAAUGCUGCUCUGUUCUCAGGAGUGGCAAAACUCCAUCCAGAAGAACGCAGGAUUGGCCUUCAUUGAGCUCAUCAACGAGGGAAGACUCCUGUGCCACGCCAUGAAGGAUCAUAUUGUACGUGUUGCCAACGAAGCAGAGUUCAUCCUAAACAGACAGAGGGCAGAGGAUGUACACAAACACGCUGAAUUUGAGGCUAACUGUGCCCAGUACGCUGCGGACCGGAGAGAGGAGGAGAAAAUGUGUGAUCACCUCAUCAGCGCAGCCAAGCACAGAGAUCAUGUGACCGCUAACCAGCUGAAACAGAAGAUCCUCAACAUCCUGACCAAUAAGCAUGGAGCGUGGGGGACAAUGUCACAGAGCCAAUUACACGACUUCUGGCGUCUAGACUACUGGGAGGAUGACCUUAGGAGGAGACGGAGAUUUGUGCGAAACGCGUCUGGAUCCACUCACGCAGACGUGUCCCUUAAAGCUCUGGAGGAAUACAGUACAGAAGAAGAAGAGGAGGAGCUAAAGUCGAAGAAAACCUUCCGCAGCCAAUCAGUGGUCGCCCAGAACCCAGAGGCGGAGCUUAUGCUGGAGGGAGACGAUGACGCCGUCAGCCUGCUGCAGGAAAAAGAGAUUGAUAACCUCGCUGGCCCUGUGGUUCUGAGUACACCGGCUCAGUUGGUAGCUCCAGUGGUAGUGGCUCGAGGCACUUUAUCCAUCACCACUACUGAGAUCUACUUUGAGGUGGAUGAAGAGGAUCCGACAUUCAAGUCAACUGAUGCUAAAGAUGUCCAACCCCAACAGGUACUGGCCUACUCGGAGGGUCUGCACGGUAAAUGGAUGUUCAGUGAGAUCAGAGCCGUGUUCUCCAGACGCUACCUGCUGCAGAACACCGGACUAGAAGUCUUUAUGGCCAACAGAACGUCUGUGAUGUUUAACUUCCCUGACCCGGCCACAGUCAAGCGAGUGGUCUACAGUCUCCCCCGGGUUGGGGUAGGAACGAGUUACGGCCUGCCACAAGCCAGGCGGAUUUCUUUGGCUACCCCUCGUCAGCUCUUCAAGUCGUCCAACAUGACGCAGCGCUGGCAGAGAAGAGAGAUCUCUAACUUUGAGUACCUCAUGUUCCUCAACACUAUUGCAGGGAGGACCUAUAAUGAUUUGAACCAGUACCCCAUCUUCCCCUGGGUCUUGACCAACUAUGACUCAGAGGAGCUGGACCUCACUCUACCUGGAAACUUCAGAGACCUCUCCAAGCCAAUCGGUGCACUGAAUCCCAAGCGAGCAGCGUUUUAUGCCGAACGCUUCGAGACGUGGGACGACGACAGCACGCCUCCUCACCACUACACCACCAUGUACUCCACCGCUCAUUCCACACUGAUGUGGAUGCUCAGAAUAGAGCCCUUUACCACGUUCUUCCUCAAUGCUAACGAUAACAAGUUCGACCAUCCGGAGAGAGCCUUCUCUGGCAUCGGCUGCUCGUGGAGGAACUGCCAGAGGGACACAGCUGAUGUCAAGGAGCUGAUCCCAGAGUUCUACUACUUGCCUGAGAUGUUUGUGAACAGUAAUGAGUACGAGCUCGGCGUGCGUGAAGAUGGCAUUUCUGUGUGUGACGUGGAGCUUCCUGCUUGGGCCAAGAAACCCGAGGACUUUGUCCGCAUUAACCGUAUGGCGUUGGAGAGCGAGUUUGUGUCCUGCCAGCUUCACCAGUGGAUCGAUUUAAUAUUCGGCUACAAGCAGCGGGGGCCAGAAGCAGUGAGAUCCCUCAACGUGUUCAACUUCUUGUCCUACGAGGGAUCAAUCAACCUAGAAAAUGCAGAUGCUGUGCAACGUGAGGGGAUUGAGUCCCAGAUCCAGGCGUGUGGUCAGAUCCCCUCCCAGCUGCUGAUCGAGCCCCACCCACCUCGCUCCUCGGCCAUGCACCUGUGUUUCCUUCCCCAGAGCCCGCUGAUGUUUAAGGAUCAGAUGCAGCAGGAUGUCAUCAUGGUGCUCAAGUUCCCCUCCAACUCGCCCGUCACCCACGUGGCGGCCAACACGCUCCCCCACCUCAGCAUACCAGCAGCCGUCACCGUCACAUGUAGCCGGCUGUUUGCCGUCAACCGCUGGCACAACACAGUCGGCCUCCGUGGAGCUCCGGGAUAUUCCCUGGAGCAGGCUCAUCAUCUGCCCAUUGAGAUGGACCCUCUCAUAGCCAACAACUCAGGCGUGAACAAGCGUCAGAUCACUGACCUCGUGGACCAGAGCAUCCAAAUCAACACACACUGUUUCGUGGUUACCGCCGACAACCGCUACAUCCUGGUCUGCGGCUUCUGGGACAAGAGCUUCCGUGUUUACUCCACUGAGACGGGAAAGCUGACCCAGAUCGUUUUCGGCCACUGGGAUGUGGUGACAUGUCUCGCCAGAUCAGAGUCCUACAUCGGAGGUGACUGCUACAUCGUGUCGGGCUCCAGAGACGCCACUCUUCUUUUGUGGUACUGGAGUGGACGACACCACAUUAUCGGGGACAAUCCUAACAACAGUGACUACCCCGCUCCCAGGGCCGUACUGACAGGACACGACCAUGAAGUGGUGUGUGUGUCCGUCUGUGCAGAGCUGGGACUGGUCAUCAGUGGAGCUAAAGAGGGCCCAUGCCUGGUCCACACCAUCACAGGGGACCUUCUUCGGGCCCUGGAGGGACCAGAGCUGUGUCAGCGGCCCCGCCUCAUCUCAGUGUCCAGCGAGGGCCACUGCAUCAUCUACUAUGACAGAGGCCACUUCUGCAACUUCAGCAUAAAUGGAAAACUCCUGGCACAAAUGGAGGUCAAUGACUCCACACGGGCGAUCCUGUUGAGCAGCGACGGACAGAACUUGGUGACAGGAGGCGAUAACGGAGUUGUGGAAGUGUGGCAGGCGUGCGACUUCAAACAGCUGUACAUCUAUCCAGGCUGUGACGCAGGCAUCCGUGCCAUGGACCUCUCACAUGACCAGAGGACUCUGAUCACUGGCAUGGCAUCCGGAAGCAUUGUGGCAUUCAACAUAGACUUCAACCGCUGGCACUACGAGCACCAGAACAGGUACUGAGGUGGACAGCAUGAGGAUGGGAAGGAUAGGGAGACGAGAGAAGAACAAAGAGAGGAGGUGAAGCAUUCUGCUGUGUAUCUGCGACACUGGGAAACUGAAGGUACAGAGAGGAAGGAAAAGCAAGUACCGGCUCUAAUCCCUUGUGAAGUUUACUUGAUUUGAGGAUGCGACAGCGCUGGUGGAAAUAACUCCCUCUGUACAUACGUGUACGUACACAUACGUGUGUAACCACAGACACAUAGUACCCCGAAGAUACACACCAAAACCUGCUCAUAAAAUAGACUGCAGAAUGGGGGAAAGUCAAGCAGACCUUGUAGAGGUCGUUCAUACCCGUACCACUCGCUGGACUGCUGCAGUUGCUGUUCCUGGUACGCUUCAUGCUUUAUAGACAAAGAACUUAAGUUUUGGUUUUCUUAUGUUUUUCUUCUCUAUCAAUUUUGUUCUUUACUUUUCCUUUGAGGGGAGUUCAGUCAAAUAAUGAUUUGGGUGGACUGUAAAUUAAGACUCCUUCAAUGUGUCUCAACUGAUUAGAAAUGGUCAGAAAUGAUCCAGCCCCGCCCACUCUUAAAAAAAAACGGUGCUAUUGGCUUGAUCUUAAAAUUCACCCUUGAAAAAAUGUCUGGGGUUAUGAUUUUAUUUUAUCUGGAUUUAUUUUAUUUUAUAAUGUUAAUUUGAUGUUAUUUUAUUUUUCCCUGCAGCAGGGUUAAGUCUGAUUCUUAUGUAAAUAAGGCUCUGCUUCCUUCAGAGCCAACACGUGUUCUUUCACUACACAAACUGCGCUUAUCACCUUUAAUUUAUUAAUGACUUGCUGUAUGUAAAAUAUUGUGUAAUAAUUAUUAUAAUGUUGACAAGAUUGAUGAUGAUAACGGCAGUGUCAAGGAUGGUGAUUAUUUUGCCGGAGAUGGUAAUGAUAAAGAGAUCUUGCCAGUGCCACCAAGGAUGACAACCACGAGACUGAGAUGAUUUCCUUUGUAUAUUUGGUGAUUGUUUUGUCAAAUAUGUACAUAAAGUCUUGGUUCAGGCUCGGCGGGAGACCUAAUCAGCUGAAUAAGAUUGAAAGCGCAAAGGAAACCUUCACUUACCCACAUUUGUUGAUUAUUUAAAAGAAGAGAAUCAAAUCAAUGUAAAAGUUUGUUUUGUAUUUGCACUUUGCACCAAUCACAUAUCAUUAUUUAUUAGCUUGGUUCUUUCUGGUCGGCUGCCAUUUUGUUUAGGUCCAUUUCCCCUUCGGGAUUAUUUGUGCAUUGAUGUUUGUAUUUAAAGCGUUGAGCUCAUGUGUGAUUAUUAGGUUUUACAACCUCACAGUUGUAAGCAAUAUCAUGAUUCUGUAGCUGAUAGAGGUGGAAAGGAGUGAGGAGAGGGGAUGAAAUGUGAGAGGUACUGUAUGUGUGAAGCCAUCUUGAUCAAAUGCGCACAUGCACAUACUCUAUCGACAGGUUCAACUUACGUAUCCAAAAAAAGGUUAAAUAUUUUUGGAUCUAUGAAACCCUAAAAAACUAUUGUAUUCAUGUUUUAUUGCAAAGAUGUAAAAUAUGACAUGUGUGAGUUGAAAAAAAAAAUCAUGAUAAGAAAAAUAAAAUAUGCAAAGAA